AUAAAUGGUAGUGCAUUGCUGAAAUGAUUCAUUGUAAUUUCCACAUCUCACCUGCAUAGAGUGCAAUUGCAUUAUUGGAGAAAACAAUAUAAAACUUGAAAUUUCAGAAAAUGUCGCUGAAGAUUGUGUUUGUUAUCGCUGCCUUCAUCGGUGCUAUUGCUGCCCAGCACUAUUACCAGCAACCUCAUCACAGUCACCAUGAGGAAGAACACCAUGCUCCGGCACACUACGAGUUCCAAUACGAUAUCCACGAUGACCAUACCGGAGAUGUGCACGGACAGAAGGAAUCUCGCAAGGAGCACCAGACCCAGGGAGAAUACUACCUGAUUGAUGCCGAUGGCCACAAGCGCACUGUCACUUACCAUGUUGAUGGCAAGAGUGGAUUCAUCGCUCAGGUGCACCGUGAGCCAAUCAAGGGAUACCAGGCUCCCCAACCAGUGCACAAGAUUGUGGUUGCUCCAGUGCAACAGCAUCAUCAUCAUUAUUAAAUAGCUGUUGAUUCAAAUAAGCUAAGUAGUGAAAUUCAAAACAUAGAUAAUUAUGAAAAAUAAAUCAAAUAAAGUUUAAAACUGUUUAACCUGGAAUUUUUGAAACUGGAUUCAUCGCCAUAAUAAAAGCCUAUUUCAUCAUCUACCUGAGGAAAGCAAAUAAGGAUUGGGAUAGGAAUAGAGAGAGGUAGAGAAAUAGGAAAAGAUAUCCUGGAAAAGGGCUUCAAAGCAUAAGCGUUUUA
Molecule: messenger RNA, 730 nt
Organism: Aedes albopictus (Asian tiger mosquito)
Lineage: Eukaryota; Metazoa; Arthropoda; Insecta; Diptera; Culicidae
Product: cuticle protein 8-like
Exons: 2
Coding region: 111-488 (125 amino acids)
Cellular component (GO): extracellular matrix
Source: RefSeq, a predicted model, not a curated record